This is a messenger RNA of Mytilus trossulus (common blue mussel), 1460 nucleotides long. RefSeq names its product ceramide synthase 5-like. The transcript is spliced from 11 exons. Lineage: Eukaryota; Metazoa; Mollusca; Bivalvia; Mytilida; Mytilidae. The coding region runs from base 285 to 1436 and encodes 383 amino acids. Gene Ontology annotation, molecular function: sphingosine N-acyltransferase activity; DNA binding. The record is from RefSeq and is a predicted model, not a curated record. Gene Ontology annotation, cellular component: membrane. Gene Ontology annotation, biological process: ceramide biosynthetic process.
UUAAAUAGCUAGUGGUCAGGAUUAGACGUGUAAACAAACAUGUCUGAUUGUAAUUUAGAGCUUUAAACGACGGAGUCCGUGGUAUAGAUUUACUGUUGUUACCGUUCUAUUCGGAACUAACUACUCGAAGGCCUUUACUUUUUACGAUGAUAAUAGGGUGCGGAAUUUAGGUCGGUUGAAGCAAGUCAUUUCUUUGUUAACUGUUUAUCAGUUUAUGUAGAGAAUAUAGUUAUCCUGGAUAGAUUACUCUUCAUAAAAGUUUAGAAUAAUAACCUGCAUUCAUCAUGGAGACUGUUCGUGAAUGGAUAGAAACCAGUAGUAGUGGGUUUCUUUUGGACUUUUAUAAGCCAGAUGAGCUCAGCAAAGAGAACCCAGGUUCCUACUUUCCAAAGACUUCCCAUAUGUUCUUCCAAUCAAUUGUGUUUGGCUUAUUUCUUAUAGUAGUCAGAUGGAUUUUGGAAAGAUCAAUAUUUAAUCCAGUUGGAGUAUUAUGGGGUAUAAAAGACAAAAAAGUAUAUAAAAUAGCAGACAUUCCAGAACUUGAAAAGGCUUAUAACCUAUCAAAGACGCUUCCACAUAAAACUGUACAGACAUUAAUGAAGAAGACAAGUUUGACGGAGAGACAAAUACAGAUAUGGAUAAGGAAACGAUACCAAAGAGAUGCUCCAAGUACAAUGCAGAGGUUUUGUGAAAGCAGUUGGAAUUGUGUAAUUUUAUCCAUAUUUGGAGCUUAUGGUGUUUAUGCAUUAUGGGAUAAACCAUGGUUUGCUAAGGCUAUGUACUGUUGGAUUGGAUGGCCUAAUCAUCAUGUUACAACUGAUAUGUAUUGGUACUACCUAAUAGAACUUGGAUUUUAUUGGUCGACAAUGUUUAUGAUUACUGUUGAUCAUAAAAGAAAAGACUCAACAGAGAUGACUAUCCACCACUUAAUUACGAUAUCAUUAUUACUAUUUUCAUGGUGUAAUAAUUUUAUAAGAUUUGGUGCCUUGGUUCUUGUAGUCCAUGAUGCCGCAGACUCUUUACUAGCAGCAGCUAAAAUGUCAAAGUAUUGUGAAAAAGAAAGACUGACAGAAUGUAUAUAUUAUGUAUUCAUGGUUGUAUGGGUAUCUACAAGAUUAAUCAUAUUUCCAUAUGUAUUAUUAUAUUCAACUGAUUUUGAAAUUUUCCAAGUAGAUGAACCAAUGAUCACACUAGUUAGACAAUGUUGGCAGUACAAAAUAUUCAAUGUUCUACUUCAUAUGCUGCUAAUACUUCAUUUUUUCUGGACUUAUAUCAUAAUUAAGGCAGCCUACCUUCAAAUUAUACAAGGAGAGAUAAAAGACAUCAGAAGUGACUCUGAAGAAGGAAACAGUGAAGGAGGAGAGAAAAUAGAAGAUGAAAUAAACCGUAACAGUGACACAAACAAUGGAUAUAUAUCCCAAAACAAUGUCAAAUAAAUAACCUGUAUACAGACGUCAAAA